UGCAUCUGCAGUAGACAACUCAGAUCUAAAACCAAAUUGUUGUUUUAAAGAGAAAUAUGUUUUGUUUAAAAAAAUUAAGUACCAACAAUGAGUUUUACACAAUUUUUAAACAUUUUAGACAAAGAUAAUGAGAUUAAUAAAUAAUUUCCACACAUUCCUUGAACAACGGAGUAAUUUUUUUUUUCAAAUUCGUAAGAUAUUUACCAGUAAAAAAAUUAGGCAUUAGUUUUUGUUUGAUAAUUAAUACCCGACUACUAACGCUUCACCUUAACUACUAUCUAUACAGACCAGACCAGUCAAGCUGAUUAUAUGGACGGGCCAAUCCGUGCUGCAGAUGACAGAUCUAUCCGGAUGAUAGAAUCGAAUCGGAUGAAGCAAUCUUCAACCUCGGAGAAAUGGUUGUUCGAAUCGUUUUACCAUUCGAAUUACCCAACGACAGCACGAUCGAAGAACGCCAUACCUAAACGGCUGAAGGUCGCUGGAAAACCCCGAUCGUUCCAGUUAUCUACGCACCAACCGUCUCCUCCGGCACUCAUAAUCAAACCGUCUUCUCGAGCACCCACAAUCAAAUCGACUCCUCUGACAUCCACAGUCAAACCGUCUCCUCCGGCACUCGCAAUCAAACUCUCUCCGUCGUACACGAACAAACCGACUCCAUCGUCCAUGAACCAACCAUCUCUUCGCUAUCCCAUGACAUCCGUCCGCGACCGUCAAAUCUUGUCGUCACAUUUGAUACCGUCACGGUCGCCAGAGUCCACAGACCGCGGCAGCUGGACAGCUAAUAAAGACGUUUCCAAAAAAAAGAAUGAUUUGUAUAAAUUCCGGAGGAUAAUUACAGCUGGUAGGAGUUUUAAAAGUUUUACGAAGCCGUGUUUUCUGAUAUUCGACCAACAUGGAAAUGAAAUACAACGAAAAACAAACAGUAAAUAAUCGAAGGGUUAAAAAUGAAUAUCCCACGUUAAUGAUCAAUUGUACGAACUGGAAUUCCGGGUUGAUGGAUAUGCCGAUUUAAUUAAUUAUCUAAGAGGAGGUAAGAAAAUAAUUUGAUACAGCACAUACAUUUUUAGCAACACGAUUGAACAUAGACAUAAAUAUUAAAACAGUAUAGUUAAAUAAAAAAAUCCCCCCGGUGAUGUCGUUCACUGGUAUACGUUCAUAAGUAAAUAGUGAAAUGUUUUCUUCUAUUAUUGUAUUUCUGUCACAUUAUGUUUGCAAUUGAAAAUUGUAAGCAACACCACAGAGGUAGUCAAUUUUUAUACGUUAUUAUAAUCUGCACAUAUUUAUUUUAAAUU
Messenger RNA from Cinara cedri, 1292 nucleotides. NCBI's taxonomy places the organism in Eukaryota, Metazoa, Arthropoda, Insecta, Hemiptera, Aphididae. The record is from the annotation of a GenBank genome assembly.